AUGGAGUGUGACGGGGCUGAAAUUAGAGCGACUUUGUGGAAGCAAGAGCUAGACGCGAGGAGAGAAGGUCGUAAGACAGAGGCAGAUCCACGAGCACCUGGCACAACAGAGGACGAUUCUGGGAAGCCGCAGAGCUACAGCCACACUCUCAUUCUGGGGAUGGGAGACGCACGGUUUAAAAGAUAUCCCCCCCCCCAGGCUCUCAACUUUGCCUUCAAAGAUAAAUACAAGCAGAUCUUUUUGGGUGGUGUGGACAAGAGGACCCAGUUUUGGUGCUACUUUGCAGGGAACCUGGCAUCAGGUGGUGCCGCUGGGGCCACAUCCUUGUGCUUUGUGUACCCCCUUGAUUUUGUCCGUACCCGUCUAGCAGCUGAUGUGGGCAAAGCUGAAGCUGAAAGGAAAUUCAAAGGCCUUGGUGACUGCCUGGUUAAAAUCUAUAAAUCUGAUGGGCUUAGGGGCCUGUACCAAGGCUUUAAUGUGUCAGUCCAGGGCAUUAUCAUCUACCGAGCUGCCUACUUUGGCAUCUAUGACACUGCAAAGGGAAUGCUUCCAGAUCCCAAGAACACUCACAUCUUCAUCAGCUGGAUGAUUGCACAGUCUGUCACUGCUGUCGCUGGCUUGACUUCCUAUCCCUUUGACACGGUUCACCGUAGUAUGAUGAUGCAGUCAGGACGCAAAGGAACUGACAUCAUGUAUACAGGCACGAUCGACUGCUGGAGGAAGAUUGCUCGUGAUGAAGGAAGCAAGGCCUUUUUCAAGGGAGCAUGGUCCAACGUUCUCAGGGGCAUGGGUGGUGCCUCUGUGCUUGUCUUGUAUGGUGAGAUCAAGAAGUACACAUAA
Arvicola amphibius (Eurasian water vole) is the source of this 840-nucleotide messenger RNA. Its product is annotated as ADP/ATP translocase 2-like. Lineage: Eukaryota; Metazoa; Chordata; Mammalia; Rodentia; Cricetidae. Bases 1 to 840 code for a protein of 279 amino acids. Gene Ontology annotation, molecular function: ATP:ADP antiporter activity. Gene Ontology annotation, biological process: mitochondrial ATP transmembrane transport; mitochondrial ADP transmembrane transport. The transcript is spliced from 2 exons. Gene Ontology annotation, cellular component: mitochondrial inner membrane. The record is from RefSeq and is a predicted model, not a curated record.